UUGCAGCAUGAAGAAGGAGCAAGUUGUCAACUGUCAGUUUUCGGUCUGGUACCCGAUAUUCAAGAAACAUACAAUUAAAAGUCUGAUUCUUCCACUGCCUCAGAAUGUAAUAGACUAUUUACUGGACGAUGGGACACUGGUAGUCUCUGGGAGUGACCAUAACACACAGCAGACAAACACUAACAGCGACUCUGAUGCAGAGGAAGACAUUCAGUGGUCAGAUGAUGAAACAACCACCACUGUCACAGCUCCAGAGUUCCCAGAAUUCACCUCUAAAGUGCAGGAGGCCAUAAACGCUCUAGGUGGAGGCGUCUUUCCCAAACUCAACUGGAGUGCUCCACGGGAUGCCAACUGGAUUGCACUGAAUAGCUCCCUGCAGUGUUGCAGUCUCAGUGAAAUAUUUCUGCUCUUCAAAAGUUCAGACUUUAUCACCCACGACCUCACACAGCCAUUCCUCAAAUGUAGUGACCAGGAUUCCCCAGAUCCAGUCAUAAACUAUGAGUUGGUCCUGAGGAAGUGGAGCGAGCUGAUUCCCGGCGGAGAGUUUCGUUGCUUCGUCAAAGAAAACAAACUGAUUGCCAUCUCCCAGAGAGACUACACUCAGUAUUACCAGCACAUCUUGAAGCAGGAGGAGCAGAUCUGUCACGCCAUACACGAGUUCUUCAGCCAGCACAUCCAGUACAACUUCCCAGACGAGGACUUUGUGUUUGAUGUUUACAGAGACAGUCAGGGAAGGGUAUGGCUGAUUGACCUGAACGCGUUUGGCGAGGUGACCGACUCCUUGCUGUUCAGCUGGGAGGAGCUGACGUCUGGUGGGAUAAUCAGCCAGCAGCAGGAAGGCCCGGCGUUCCGCUACACCAACAGCGAGGUGACGGUGCAGCCCAGUCCCUGCCUGAGCUACAGGAUCCCCCGCGACUUUGUGGACCUCUCCACUGGAGAAGACGCUUACAAACUCAUCGACUUCCUAAAACUGACCAAAAGCCAACAGGAAGAAUCUGAGGACGAGGAGGAAGAGGAGAACCCCCCGCAGUGAAAGCUGAAGAAUAGCCGCUCGUCUCGUCCGACUUUCCGUUCAAUGUCUUCUGCAUGAAGUGACUCUUCUCUUUACUCCUGCCCUGCUUGAGCUUUUUUUUUCCUUUUUUUUUCUCAGCCUGUUUCCACGCUCCCCCUGGAACGGUACGUGGUGUACCCAGGGUUCUCUUGAAUAGCUCGCUCGUGUAAGUUUAAUGGAACAUGUUAAAUUAGCGGAUCAUCUUAAAGGCUCUUUGAGGAUUCAUUUUCUGUUGACUUGUUCUCUGCCUGCAACUCUCACUGAUUGUUAUGGCUCAGUGAGACGGAGGGAGGGAGUCUUCUGCAGUGUCCAUUAGCUAGUUUUGAUUUUUUUUUUUUUUUAUGUGGGGAGGAAACUGUAUUCCUGUAAGUGGAAGUGUUCAGUAACACUGUAAAGAAUGCCUGUUUUUAUACUUUAUAACAAGUGUGUAUAUUGGUCUAUCUAUCUUAAUUUCAGCCUAAAUAGUGCAUGGAUUUGAAAUGAACUAGUCCACACACACUUUUCAUUGUAUGUGUGUGUGUAUCUGACAACCUCUUAAUUUAACAUUAAAGCCGUUCAU
Messenger RNA from Scomber scombrus (Atlantic mackerel), 1610 nucleotides. RefSeq names its product cell division cycle 123 homolog (S. cerevisiae) (gene cdc123). The transcript is spliced from 13 exons. NCBI's taxonomy places the organism in Eukaryota, Metazoa, Chordata, Actinopteri, Scombriformes, Scombridae. The record is from RefSeq and is a predicted model, not a curated record. The coding region runs from base 8 to 1033 and encodes 341 amino acids. Gene Ontology annotation, cellular component: cytoplasm.